Molecule: messenger RNA, 5386 nt
Organism: Cyclopterus lumpus (lumpfish)
Lineage: Eukaryota; Metazoa; Chordata; Actinopteri; Perciformes; Cyclopteridae
Gene: ccdc9
Product: coiled-coil domain containing 9
Exons: 17
Coding region: 162-3164 (1000 amino acids)
Source: RefSeq, a predicted model, not a curated record
AGUGGCUAACAGGAAGCUACAUAAUGAGGGCACAUUGAGGCGCAGGAAUUGGCAAAGAGCAACGAGUCCAAAUAUUGCUCCUUACAGUCGUUACUACUCCACCUAAUACAGGAGGAAAAAGCAGUCGGCCGCCCGUGUAUGAAGACGAGUCAGAGGCAGCUAUGUCUUCAGCGGUGGAUCUCAAGACCAAGGAGGAGAAGGACGCCGAGUUGGACAGACGGAUCGAAGCUCUUAGGAAGAAGAACGAAGCUCUGGUCAAGAGGUACCAGGAAAUAGAGGAAGACAAGCAGAAGGCAGAGCAGGAGGGCAUCGCUGUGACAACACCCCGGAAGCCCCGCCCCCAUGAGGCUGAGACGGACAGGAGGAAGGCGGAAAAAGAGAACUUCUCUGUCACAGUCGACCUUUCUAAGCCGACGGGGGACAAGAGAGUCGUGAACGACUGGAAACCUGGAACGCCCCGCGGCCGGAAGACAUCUGAGGAGAGCGACGGCCACCGAGGGUCGCCGAACGAUGGCGGCCACCGAGGGGGGCCAAACGAUGGCGGCCACCGAGGGGGGCCGAACGAUGGCGGCCACCGAGGGGGGCCAAACGAUGGCGGCCACCGAGGGGGGCCAAAUGAUGGCGGCCACCGAGGGGGUUCGAAUGAUGGCGACCACCGAGGGUCGCCGAACGAUAGUGGCCACCGAGGGGGACCGAACGAUGGCGGCCACAGAGGGGGGCCAAAUGAUGGGGGCCGGUGGGCGAACGACGGCGGCCACAGAGGGGGAUCGAACAACGACGCCCACAGAGGGGGGCCAAAUGAUGGCGGCCGGUGGCCUAACGACAGCGGUCACCGAGGAGGGCCGAACGACAGCAACCGGGGAGGGCCGAGUGAUGGCCAUAGCCCCCCCAGGAGGACGAGUUCUGGACGAAUGGAUCGGGGAGGUCAGAGAAGAGGAGGAGGAGGAGGAGGAGGAGGAGGAGGAGGAGGAGGAGGAGGAGGAGGCGGCCGUCGCCAGGAGAGAAGAGAAUGGGAACCUCGCACACCCAAAGAUGGAGAACCUGGGGAGUCAGGAGGUCCGGGACGCAGAGGAGGAAGGAGAGGAAGAGGAGGUGGUGGAGGUGGAGGAGGAGGUAGUGGGGCUGGUGGUGUUAGUGGAGAAGAAGAAGGAGGAGGCGGGACACCAGGUGGCACGGACAGGAAAUCCAAGGAAUGGGAGGAGAAGAGGCGACAGAACAUUGAAAAGAUGAAUGAAGAGAUGGAGAAAAUAGCAGAGUAUGAGCGAGGACAGCGGCCGGAUGGAGACAAGCCAAUCCGUAACUUCCUGGACGACCCGAGGCGUUCGGGCCCGGCACCAGACAUCGACCGCAAAGAGGGCAGCAGGAGACAUGUACGAAACUGGGGAGGGCUGGACUUUGAUAACGUGAAGACAGGAGCCGAACUGGAGAAGGAGUGGACUAGCCGAAGGCCCGGACCAAAAGGCUCCAUGGACAUGACCAUGUCCAUGACUGGCCGGGAGAGAGCGGAGUACCUGCGCUGGAAGAAGGAGCGUGAGGCGAUUGACGAGGAGAGACUAGCGCGCCAUCGUAACGCCACGGGCCAGUGGAAACGAGAGUGGGACGCACAGAAGACGGAGAACAUGUUCAAGGAGGACGCAUAUGUGGCCUCGGAGGGCAUCACACCCGAUCAAGGCAGCAGGAGAGCCCGGGGGCGUAACUGUCGUACAGAGCCUCGGGGCAGGGCCUCAGACGACGGCAAGCGACCUCCGAAAGCGUCUUCAUUUGGUGACUUCCUGUCCCAGGGCAGGACCCCGGGGCAGCGAGGCGACCGGGGAGGAGGGAGGGGCCGAGGACAGAAACCGAGCUACAGCAUGCAUGAUAACCGCUGGGAAGGAGAAAAGGAAGAGGAGGAAAAGGAGGACAAGAUGAAGAGAGAGGAGAAGCCUAAAAAGAAGGAGAAGGAGGAAGAAAAAGCCAAACCUCCCGCAGCACAGAAGGCGGAGCCGAAGAACGCAGAAGAUGACGACGAAGAAUGGGAGGAUGCCAGUGAAGGAGAAGACGACGAAGGGAGCGACUUGGAACACGACUCCAGGGGCGACGAGAAGAAAGACACCGGGAAGGAGAAGCCAGCCAAGGGCAAAGACAACUCCCCUACAUCUCCCCCACCUCGUUCUCGACCGCCAUCCACAGGAAGCCCCAAAGAUCAGAGGCCUCCCAGGCCGAAGGUCCACAUCCCACCCCCGGCAGCAGUUCAGGAGUCCCCAGAGGGAGGCAAGCCCCUCAGCCCCUUCUUGCCCCUGGAGAGCCACCAGCCUGUGUCAGACUGGGGGGAGGAGAUGGAGAUGCUGUCACCCCGCAGCAGCAUGGGAGGCGAGAGCCCACUGAAACCCCCCAGCGUGGAGGCCAGCCCACCCCAGAACAAGAAGGAAGAGGAAGAGGAAGAGGAGGAGGAGGAGAAGGAGAAGGAGAAGGAGAAGGAGAAGGAGAGCAAAGCUGUCAGCUCCAAUGAACCUGCUGAGCCACAGAAAGAGGAGGAUACAGCCAUAGACGUCUCCUCUGCUUCACAAAACACUAAAGCCAAGCAGACUGUGAUGGUGUCAGAACCAGAGUCUGUUCCCACAGACUCCCCCGCUGCACCGCCAUCGGACGCCGCCCCAACUGAGGUUUCUUGCUCCGCCCUCUCUGAGGUCAGCGAGGCUGCCGUGGCGAUGGACCAGGAUACACCUGCUGCUCCAUCACAAGAGGACAAACUGGACACCCCUCCCCCUCCAGCCGCCCUGGAGGUGGACGGUAGCUCUUCUGAAGAGGAGGAAGAUGAUGACACGCCGGCUGCUGGGACCGCCGCUGCUCAGACAGCAGAGGAAGUUGAGACCUCGGAGUCAGAGUACUCAGAGUCAGAGACCUCGGAGUCGGAUCCGGAGUCGGAUCCGGAGUCAGAGCCGGAGUCGGAGCCGGCAUCCUCGGAGCCGGCGUCCUCGGAGCCGGCGUCCUCGGAGCCGGCGUCCUCGGAGCCGGCGUCCUCGGAGCCGGCGUCCUCGGAGCAGGCGUCCUCGGAGCCGCCGUCCUCGGAGCCGGCGUCCUCGGAGCCGGCGUCCUCGGAGCAGGCGUCCUCGGAGCCGGCGUCCUCGGAGCCGCCAUCCUCGGAGCAGGCGUCCUCGGAGCCGCCACCGCCGUCCUCAGGCUGAAGCUGCUGGGGACAGAGAGGCUCAUUUCUGCUGCGAUGGAUGAAGAACGUGUUCAUUGGAUCAGUGGCCACCACACAUCUAAAGAAAUGAAGGACAAACAUAUAAAUGAUCCUGCCAUCGUCAUGAGGAGGGUCGGCAUCACUGGCCUGGCGCUCUCGCUCAGCUGUUUCUUUUGGGUCAGUGGGUCUGAUAACCUCUGGGCCGCAGCCAUGUUUUGAAGAUAUGGAGAGAAAAGUCUCACAUCAUUGAAUUGAAUUGAAUUUUUUUUUAAUGUUCUCGCUUUGGGGUGUUGAGGUUUUUUUGCACUGGGAAAAUGAAGCGUUAUCCAAUUUGGUCAACGUGUAGAUAUGUUUUCACUCAUUUAAAGAAAAGUCACUUUGACACCCUCCGGUGAACCUCGCAGAAUCUGGCGCGGCAUUAAAUCUUCCCUGUUUUUAGAUUUUAAGUUGAUGAAUUUGAGCCUGGGAGCCGGCAUUGGCUGAGCCAGGUGAUGAGCUUCUGUCAGGACAUAUCGGUUCAUAAAAGGCUUUCGGCUGACCAGUUUGGAGGUCAAUAUCUUUUUUUAUAAGCAUACCGCUCAGCUCUCAGGAACGGAACUCGCGUGGAUCAUUUCAGUUGAAACCGAUCCCUUCAUCAAUGAUUAACCCAUUAAUUCAGCGCUCCCUUCGUUCUGUCUUGUUUCGUCACACAUUGAGACGCCUGCAUUAACAGCUGCUGUCUUUUGUUAUUUCCUCAUCAGAACAUGGCGCCAACAUUACCCACAAUGCAACUUCACCGCUGACAAGGGGCAUCACUUGAAGCAGAUUAUCAGAUUUUAUACAGCGCUACGGCGUGCCAGCGGGGGGCUGGCACGCCGUAGAGCGGUCAGAGCUACCAUGAAUAGAAUAACGGAAGCAUAUACAGUCUACAUAUACAGAUCAGUGUGAACAAGAUCAUUCUUAUGGAAAGGACCCCACAGAGAUGGAUCCUUUUGUAAAAGAGUAAAAUCCUUGUUUUACGUAUUUUAUUAACGGAUACAAUCAUGAAACGAUAGCAUGUGUCCACAUUCAGGUUACUGUCAGCGGCUAGCUGAGCGUGUUGGUGUGCCCGGCUAACGGUGGCUCCACAGGUUUGACGUGGAUGCAAACUGGACUCGUCGUGGCUGUCGCUGCAGAGCUUUUGGUUGCAGCGUCUGUUGUGAGUGACUGGUGGCCCAUCUUGGGACCUCCGUUAGUGUUCAUAAUGUGGAGAAGAGGCCCCGCCCCCCAGCCUGUCCUGCUCUGUGGCUUCAUUGUGUAACUUUGAAUUACUUAGGCUCCAUUUUAUUCUUUAAAAAGACACACUAAAGAUCCUUUCACUGCAGAUGCAUCGUGACGUUUUAAGUGUACUUUAUUUAAUGUUUUGCUGUUGUAGAAUAACUGACUUCAGACAUAAAGUUCUUUUGGUCGAAGCUUCCGCUCUGAUUAACUUCAAGGUCAGGUGUUGCUCAAGGGCGCGCGACAUCCUCCUCGUUAUCAAACGCCAAUCAUGACGCUGUUUUUAAUUAUGUAAUCGUGUCACAAUCAGACAACAUUUGAUAUUUUCCGUGACACAGACUGCGCUGUCGUUUUGUGAAUCAUGACUUGUACAGAGGAAUCUGUUCAUCUCCGUCUGAAGGGACACGCUGCCUCUCGCUGUUUUUAAGAUCACGGUUCUCGUUCCAAAAUGGCGUCAUGGUAAAUGUUUUGGCUUUACGUUCAAUAUAGUUAUUUUUGAACGGCUGCGUUUCGAGGACAUAAUUGUCUCUUCUUUGGAAAUAUAGAUUAUUGUGUUAAAUAAAAGUGGAGUAACAUGAAUUACUAAUUGAGUAAUGAAGAGUUAAUUUUGGAACGAAGCCUUCGUACCUCAGCAGACUUAAAGGGCUUUUAGUUUGUUUCCUGCCCGCGGACCCCGGGAUUAAUGGAUUGCUUUAAUGUUUCCUGUGUUGUUUUCCGUAAUAGAGGAAUAAAAAUUAUGCUUUUGGAUUGAAAGGAACUGCAAUAUGUACAGUUUUUAAAUGGGGGGGGAAAGAACAUUCCACAGUUGGGUGUAUCUGUAUAAAUGUAGCUUGUGAGCUAUGAAAAGAUACUAGUUAUUUUGGUUAGUUUUUUUGCACAUCGAUGUUUGUUUUUCUGAGCUUCGAUGACGGAUUGUAUCUAAGGCAGAGUAUAUUUCAAUAUACAUCCAUUUCUACAAUGUCUUCCUGAUUGAUGCACGAAAUUGCU